AUGGUGGAUCCAGCACAACCUCGACCACCUCAAGUUUUUGUCAGUUUAGGCGCAACCGAUCUGCCUGAUGAUUUCAUCAGACAUCUCGUGUCGCGAUUGACAGACUUAGGGAUACGCAACGUCUUCAUAGACAAAGACGAAUGGUUAGGAAGAGACCUAAACCAUGUAAUCACUUGUAUUGAGGAGUCGACAAUCGCGCUUGCUAUCUUCUCUCCACGCUAUCCAGAGACAGAGUGGUGCCUGGACGAGCUUGUGAAAAUGAAGGAACGAGCGAACGAAAAAAAACUCUUGGUAAUUCCUAUCUUCUUUAACGUGAGAAAGAACGAUGUCAGAAAUUUCGAUGGAGAGUUUGGAGAUAGUUUCAUGGAAAUGAGACAGAGAUAUACGAAAUACAAAUACGAUCCUUUUAGGAUUCAAAGAUGGGAAACUUCGGUGCUGACUAUUUCAAGAAUGGAGCCUAGUUUGACGUGGGAAGCAAAAAGCUCGAAUAUCCAUCUUGCCGAGGAAAUCAACAGGGCGGUCAAGAGAGAGCUAGCCGUGGCCUCGGACCCGGGAUUCUCCUUUCCCUCAGAGUUCUCCAACGACUCCCAUAAAAAAAUGCCGAUUGGAGAAGUGUUUGUUUCUGCUUUUCUUGCGGCUUUUCUCUUUAGCCUCUUCAUAGCUCGUCUAAUUUUCACAGAUGUGAACAUUUUCACGACUGCAAAGUGGUUAUUAGGGUUCCAUCUUGAAAUGGGGAGCGAUAGGCUUAGCGCACUUCCGGAUUCUUUGAUAACUCAGGUACUCUUAUCCCUUCCGACCAAAGAUUCGGUGAAGACAAGUGUUUUAUCGACCAGAUGGAGAAAUCUAUGGUUUAAGGUUCCAGGAAUAGAGCUGCACUUCAGCCAUCACCGAGCUGACAUGAACAACUUCAUUGGUUGGUUUCUUGAACUGAACCGUGAAUCACGCUUGCAAAAGUUCAACAUAAAGUAUGUGUUGAACUAUAAUCAUAUCUCAUAA
Messenger RNA from Microthlaspi erraticum, 996 nucleotides. The record is from the annotation of a GenBank genome assembly. Lineage: Eukaryota; Viridiplantae; Streptophyta; Magnoliopsida; Brassicales; Brassicaceae.